Drosophila albomicans is the source of this 1515-nucleotide messenger RNA. RefSeq names its product zinc finger protein 664. Gene Ontology annotation, biological process: regulation of transcription by RNA polymerase II. Bases 104 to 1345 code for a protein of 413 amino acids. The transcript is spliced from 2 exons. Lineage: Eukaryota; Metazoa; Arthropoda; Insecta; Diptera; Drosophilidae. The record is from RefSeq and is a predicted model, not a curated record. Gene Ontology annotation, molecular function: RNA polymerase II cis-regulatory region sequence-specific DNA binding; DNA-binding transcription factor activity.
UCGAUAUGUUGUGUUGACAUUGGCCCUUGUAUUGUUUAUAUUUUGUGUUUUGUAUGGCAGCGGGAAUUGUGUUGUGGUUGUGUGAAUUAAAAUUGAACGCACCAUGUUAAAGCAGUGUCUAAUCAAUGUGGACUUUUCGCGGCUGCAUGCCAAACAGCAGCUGCUUCCCAAAUGUGGCGAAAUAUUCUAUGAGAGCGAUAAUGAAGACUAUUUCAGCUUCCAAUUGGUUUGUUGUCUCUGCGAGAUGAAGCAUUUUGGUUUCGACGAUUUCUCGAUGCACAUACGCAACGUGCAUUUCGACGAACACGGCAAACCACGCACACAUUCCAUCAUUGCCAACCAGCAGACUUCUGCCAUCUUAGGAACAGAAGAGCCUUCAGAGGACGAGCAACUACUGGAGCAGGAAGAGGAUGAGGAAGAUGUUGAUUAUAAAGAUGAUGUAGUUGAGACUGCAUCGCGCAUUUGUGAAUUUAAUGAGGUUAAAAUAGAGGAGGACCACAUCUCGCAGAGCGACAGUGAAUUGGACCCAGCAGCCGAUCAGGAUGGCAGCGAUGCGGAAGCCGCAGCUGAAAGUGAUUUGGAAGACCAAACGGUAUUCAAGCGACAACGCCAGCCCAAGGAGUACAAGUGCGAGCAUUGUGCCGGUAAAUACACCACACUAAAGUAUUUGAAUAUCCACCUGAAGAUGAGUCAUCCGCAUCCUAAGGGCUUCAAGUGCGACGACUGUGAGGCCACCUUCGAUGUGGAGCGUGCCCUGCAGACACAUCGUCGCAAGCUCCACACACAAUUCAAUUGCCAUCUCUGCGACAAAGUAUACAAAAGCUCCAGGACACUAAUGCGUCAUUUGCAGGCACAUUCGGGAUUACGUCAGUACAAAUGCGAGGUUGAUAACUGUGGCAAAUCCUUUAACAGUCAACACAACUUGACGUCGCAUCGGCGUGUCCACAACACCGAUCGCAACUAUGUGUGUGAACUGUGUGGCUAUCGAUCGCGGUAUCGCGAUGCUUUGAUUGUCCAUCGACGGACGCAUACAGGCGAGAAACCCUUCAAGUGUCAGACUUGUUCCCGCUGCUUUGCCUCCAAAUCGCUGCUGAACGAACAUCAGGCCAUGCACUCCACAGAGCGUCCGUAUAAGUGCGACAAAUGCGAAGCAGCCUUCUCACGCCCCAAGGCAUUGUAUCAUCACAAGCAUCUGCAUUUGGGCAUCAAGAAGUUCAAGUGCAAGAUCUGCGGCAAUGCUUAUGCCCAGGCAGCGGGACUCUCGGCUCACAUGCGUGGACACAAGGCGCAGGCCGUGAGUGGCAUUGCCGCCGAGGCAGCGGUAACAUCGUUGACGCCCUAUUAACUAGCCAUUAAGGUUGGGAAGCAAAGGCUACCAGGCGACCUCGAAUCUGACUACUGAAUAUUAAUCAAAAAACACUUCAUUUUGUGCUUUUCACCGUUGUUAUGUAUUAUGUCCAUUGUCAUUAGAUCUAAUCGGAAUUGUAAUUAAACAUUUUUGUUAAGAAACAACUA